Carica papaya (papaya) is the source of this 1798-nucleotide messenger RNA. RefSeq names its product Ubiquitin carboxyl-terminal hydrolase family protein. Lineage: Eukaryota; Viridiplantae; Streptophyta; Magnoliopsida; Brassicales; Caricaceae. The record is from RefSeq and is a predicted model, not a curated record. Gene Ontology annotation, molecular function: RNA binding.
UUAUUACUUUCUUUAAUAAGUUUAUUGUUAUUAUUUUUCUUGACAUGGUAAGUGAUAGGCCACAACCUACCACACAGUUGAUUCGAUUGUUUUUAUUUUUACUAUUUUUAAAUGAGAAGGAAGCCAUUUUAUUCAGGUAUAAAUACGAACCCAGAUUAAAGGAGAACCGCAGUUCAUUCGCACUAUGGCUUGGCGCCUAUUUCUCUCCAAAAUGUCGAAACCCAAACAUCUUCUGCUCCUAACCACGCCUAAUUUCCAAAACCCUAAUCACGACCCUGCAAAACCAAUACCAUCCAUUUUCUUUUUCACUUCCCAAUUCUCUACCUCAUUUCUUGUUACUAAGAUACCCAAGAAGUUCAAGAAGAAGCGCAAGAAGCCCGACUCACCCCGGACCAAACUCGUGCAGCCUGAUUCUUCCAGGAUCCUCCACCUGGAGUCCAUCGUGGAACGCGAUUCCCACUUUCGCUUCCUCACCCGAUCCAAAGAAUUUCUCUCCAAGCAGCCCCAACACGUCCUCCGCCUCGAUGACGCCGGAAAGCUUUAUCGGGAGCUGGGAUUUCCUCGCGGCCGUAAGGUAUCGCGCUUUAUCCAACGCCACCCGCUCAUAUUCCAAAUUUACCGCCAUACUGACGGGAAGAUGUGGCUCGGCUUCACUGAUUUCAUGGAGGAAUUGCUGGACGAAGAGAACUCUAUCAUGGACUCCAUGGAGCGAGAUAGGGUCACCAAGGUCCGCAAAUUGCUGAUGAUGUCCAAGGAUAAACGGAUUCCUUUGAGCAAGAUAUACCAUACCAGGUUGUUGUUCGGAAUUCCCGAGGAUUUCAGGGACCGAAUCGCGAAAUACCCCGAUUAUUUCCGGGUCACCGUUAGGGAUGACGGAAAGAGGAUGCUUGAGUUAGUGAAUUGGGAUCAGGGUUUGGCAGUAAGUGAACUGGAGAGGCAGUUCAUAGUGGAUGAGGACGAGGCCAAGAAGGCUUUCAAGUUUCCAAUGAAAUAUGGAAAGGAUUUGGGAUUGGAGGAUGGCGAUAUGAGGAAGCUGAAUUUGUUGAACACGCUGCCGUUGGUUUCUCCAUAUUCGGAUGGUUGGAAGUUGGAUAUUUGGAGUUUGGACGCAGAGAAGUACAGAGUGGGGGUUUUGCAUGAGUUCUUGAGCUUGACAUUGGAGAAGAAAGCAUCUAUACACCAUAUUGUGGAGUUUAAAAAGGAAUUUAGCUUGACCAAGCAUACUUACCAGCUGCUUAAGAAGCAACCAAGGACGUUUUAUUUGGCUGGGACGGAGAUGAACUGGGUGGUUUUCUUGAAAAAUGCUUACAAUGAAAAUGGAGUUUUGAUUCAUAAGGAUCCGCAGGUAGUUUUCAAUGAGAAGCUGUGUAAUUAUGCGGACAUGCAGAAAAUGGAGAUGGCUUCUGGUUUUAGGAAAAUAUGAUUUCAAGAUUCAACAUUUUUAGCAGAGGAUUAAGGGGAUGAAGAUGAAUUUCCCAAUCUAUAUGCGUAAGCUAUCUGUAUUGGGGAUGAGGGAGAACGUAGGGGAUGAAGAUCAAUUCUUCCAAUCUAUAUGUGGAAGGUAUCUUGACCUGACCCAUGACAUAAUUGAACCUUGUUUUUUCCUCUGAAAGAUUUUUGUAUUAUGUGUAUGAUUGAAGUUGCUAAUAGUUAAUUUAUCAGAGAGAAAGAAGUGGAUUAUUGUUACCUGAAGCGAGUUUUUCCUUUUCAUGAGAUAAUCAAUUGAUUUUUCUCCUGUUGCUAUUGUAGUUAUACAGGCAAACGACAGUUUCAUCUCCCGCAGUUCGUAUUAUUACAA